AUGGACGACAGCGAUGAAUUUGGGUUGUGUAUAUAUCACGGAGGGAAGUUCGCUACGAUAGGAACAAGCAGCAGAUUGUAUUCUGGUGGUGAAUUGACAUCUAGAUAUGGCUUAGAUAGAGAUAGGUUUGGCUAUCUUGAUUUGGAGGAGGAAGUACAGAAAUUAGGAUACGUAUCUUGGAAGUGUCUAGCAUAUAAGGUCCCUAGAACUCUUGUUUAUAUGGAAUUAUCUGAGGAUAAGCAUGUGAUGCAAAUGUUGAAGCACAUCUCCAGGUCUUGCCGAUCUAUCUCUGUUUAUGUAGAUGAUGGGAAGAGGGAAGUGGUUAAGGCUGUGACUGAAGUGGUUACUAAGACAGUGACAAAGACAAUCACUACUACUAAGAGGAGUGUUGGCAAGGGAGGGGGGAAGUCUGAGAAGGUUAAGGAGAAGGUAGAUGUGGGAGGGCAGAAAGUAGACAAGGGAAAGGGUAAAGUAGAACAGGGAGGGGAAAAGGGAGAAGUGGGAGAUGAUGUUGUGUCACAAUAUUCCCAAUUGACAGAUGCAGCAGAAUGGAGCACUGAUGAGGAUGAUGAUGAUUAUUGCCCAGGGGAGGAAGAUGAGGAGUUAGUGGAAUCUGAAGACAGUCUAGGAGAUAUGGAAUUAGGUUCUGAUGAUGAUGAAUAUGAACAAGCUAGGGUGAAUCUGAGAGAGGGUUUAGGUGUCUUGGGAGAUAAUAUGUCAGAUAAUGAAUUGUCACUUGAGGCUGAGAACUCAGAUAGUUGUGAUUCUGAUGGGCAAUUAGUUAGGAGUAAGCAGCCUAAGGUGGUAUAUGAUCCCAAAAUGGAUAUUGCAGAUUUGCAAUUGGUACUAGGAAUGAGAUUUGAGGAUGGUUUUCAAUGCAAAAAGGCAUUAGUUAGUUGGAGCAUAGUGAAAGGGCAUCCUAUCCAUUUCAGGAGGGUCAACAAAGAGCAAUGCGAGGCCUACUGUGAAGAGCCUUGUAUGUGGAGGGUAUUUGCAAGCACUGUUCAGAAGGAGAAGAGUCUUGUAGUUAAAGUGCUUGGUGAUGAUCACACUUGCACAUUUGCUGUCGAGAAUAGACAAGCAAGCUACAAGUGGAUUGGUGAGCAGUACAUUGAGGUGUUUAGAGUAAGGCCUCAAAUGAUGGUGGAGGAGUUCAGAAAUGAUGUCAAGAGAAGGUUCAAUAUUGCUAUUCCUAAUGGCAGAUUAUAUAGGGCUAAGGCUUAUGCUCUAGAGACACUGAGAGGAUCAGUGACUGGCCACUAUGCAAAGCUAAGGAGUUAUAUAUCUGAGCUUAUGAGAGUUGACAGAGAAGGGAGAUUUGAAUUACUGGUAGGUGAUGGUACAAUAUUUAAAGGGUUGUAUAUAGGUUUUAGUGCUCUGAAAAAGGGAUUUGUUGAGGGAUGUAGACCCAUCAUAGGCCUAGAUGGUUGUUUCCUGAAGACUCAUCUAGGAGGGCAGCUUCUUUGUGCUAUUGGAAAGGAUGGAAAUAACCAGAUGUAUCCAAUUGCUUGGGCGGUUGUUGAAGUGGAAAAUGAGGCAUGUUGGGCAUGGUUUAUCUCUAUGUUGCUUGAAGAACUUGGUGUUACAGAUGGUUCAGGUUACACGUUCAUAUCGGAUCAACAAAAGGGUUUGACAAAUGCUAUAAAGGAUUUGGCUCCUUUUGCUGAGCAUAGGAACUGCGCACGCCAUGUUUAUAUGAAUUGGAAAAAGCAGUUCAAAGGAGUAACACUAAAGCACAUGUUCUGGGAAGGUGUUAGAAGUUCAUACAAGGAGGAGUGGGAUGCAGCAAUGGACAAGUUGAAGGCAGAGAACAUGGUGGCUUAUGAGAAUUUCAUUGAGAGAGACCCAUCCAGGUUCUGUAAAGCCUUUAUAUCUACUGCAUGUGUGAGUGAUAUGGUAGAUAAUAAUGUGUCUGAAACCUUUAAUGGCUACAUACUAAAUGCUAGAGGGAAGCAUAUAAUACAUAUGUUGGAAGCAGUUAGAAGUGGCCUUAGGGAGAGACAAUUUCAGAAGUUAAAACAUGUUGAAAGUGUGUCUGAUGUGUUAACACCUGCUGUUAGAAAAAAAGUUGAAAAAUUGAAGAGUUUGGCUAGGUUCUGUACAGCUCACCCUGGGCUAGGGGGUAAGUUUGAGGUUGAGAACAAGGAUGAUAGAUUCAUAGUUUCUUUACCUGAAAGAAACUGCAGCUGUAGAGUUUGGGAGCUCACUGGCAUUCCAUGUAUCCAUGCCAUUUCUGCUAUCCAUUUCAUGAAGGAAGAUCCAGCCAAUUAUGUCCACAAGUACCUGACUACUUUUUUUUUUUGGUAA
Salvia miltiorrhiza (redroot sage) is the source of this 2307-nucleotide messenger RNA. RefSeq lists its product as uncharacterized. The transcript has 3 exons. The record is from RefSeq and is a predicted model, not a curated record. The coding region runs from base 1 to 2307 and encodes 768 amino acids. NCBI's taxonomy places the organism in Eukaryota, Viridiplantae, Streptophyta, Magnoliopsida, Lamiales, Lamiaceae. Gene Ontology annotation, molecular function: zinc ion binding.